UGCAGACGGGCAGCGGUGCCAUCCGUGGGCUGUUUGGUUUCCCCUUCCAUCUCUCUCUGAGAGAGACCUCGUCCUCCUCAUUGCUGCCCUGAAUUGGCUCUUUGUGAGCACUCCCACUCUGCCAAGAGCUGCUGGGAGGGGAGGAGGAGGCAGGCAGACAAGCGAGCCCUGUCCUUGGGCAGCCAGGGCUGUCUCAGGGCUUUGGGGCUGGGGAACAAAGUGGCAUGGAGAUGGGAAACAUGGGGCUGGAACGGCUGCAGGGCUGAAUAACUGAGUGAACGUGUUACACUGCAUUUAUCCCUUUGCUUCCCCCACUGUGUGUCUGGAGGGGCUGAGAGCUCGUGUUUAUAUCUCCAGUGAUUUCAGCAUCUCCUCUGCAUCCUGAGACAUGAUGGGCGAUGCUCACCCCUGGGCUCGUCCCCAAAGGAAGCUAUUGUGUCCCCAGCUGCAUGGUGGCACUUGAUCCUCCUCGUGUGCCAUCAAAAGCACCGUGGCCAGGAGCUCAGCUGUCCCUUUCUAAGCGCCUGUUGCCUUGGCAAUGGCAGGACCGAAGGGAUUUGGGCUGGGCAAGGAGAUUGAUGGGAGCUGGCUGCUGACCGAUGGCUGCGACACGAAGGGAGGCUUGAGGGGGGGAUGCACAGGUCCCCUGUCACCUCCUUAAGGGAGGUUCUGCUGGAUUGGAUGCCAAAUUUAGAUUAAAAGUGAAGGAAAGGAUCAAAGCAACCAAGCCUGGGGAACCAACCCUGGCACCCUGUAGGCAUUUAGGAAAUGCAUUCUGUUUCCAGCACAGGAUUUCAGGGGCUUGAAUGUGAACUCCAUAUCAUUUGCCCCGACACCCACCUGGUUGGGGUGCUCAGGUAUUUGUUGCUGGGCUGCAUUUCUGGCAGCACCCAGAUGUUUGGCACCCUUUGGGGUAGGGAGAGAAGGGAGGAUGCUCCUCCCCGGCCAGCAUCUUGCAGGCAGGAGCCUUUUAUUCUUGCUGCUGCCUCUGCUGCUGCAGGGCCAGGAGCCGAACAAUACCACUCCAUCGAGCCUUUUGUCCCUGCUGCUGGGCUGCGAUUCCAAUGGCCCUGGCUUUGGAAAGUGAUGGGGCUUGGGGAGGAGGGAGAGGGCUCUGGGGCUGGAGGGUGAGAUGAAGAGGGUUCAUUCCCAACUUGCUGGUAGAAAUAUUGGCCUUUCCUUCCCUUUCUCCCUUUCAAGCUGGAUCCAGUCCCACUCUUCCCUGUGAUGCUCCCCAUCCCCGUCGAGGCUGAGACAGGGCUGUGGGAAGAACGAUGUGGAUCUAUCCGAAGACAUGGGAGGGAGACAGGGAGCUGGCAGCAGAAAGAUGGAGAGCGGCUGGGGGAGGUGACGGACCCUGGCAGGCGGCUGGUAGUGGCCCAGGCAGCAGCACGGCAGAGGAAGGCUGAGGACUCCAGUGAGAGCCACGAGGAGGAGCAGAAUGAUGGACAGGAUUUGGAUGGACGGUUUUCCAGAGGCUCACGAGCCACCAGGCACCCCAAACUUAACCUGACCAGCCAGGCUCUACCCUGGGAUGAGAAGUACAAGGGGAAAGCAAACCUGCAUGUUUUUGAAGACUGGUGUGGAGGAGCCGUGAGGCAUCUGAGGAAGAAUCUCCAUUUUCCACUCUUUCCACACACCCGCACCACAGUGAAGAAGCUGGCAGUGUCACCCAAGUGGAAGAACUACGGGCUAAGGAUUUUUGGCUACAUCCACCCUUUCAAGGAUGGAGACUUCCAGUUUUCCGUGGCAUCAGAUGACAAUUCGGAGUUCUGGCUCAGUUCUGAUGAGAGCCCAUCCAACUCACGGCUGGCUGCCUUUGUGGGCAAGCUGGGUACCGAGUGGACGGCUCCAGGGGAGUUCACCAAAUUCAGCUCGCAGGUUUCUAAGCCUCUGCGCCUUAUGUCAUCUAGACGCUAUUACUUCGAGCUGCUCCACAAGCAAGAUGACCGAGGCUCGGACCAUGUGGAAGUUGGCUGGCGAGUUUUCCUCCCUAGCUUGAAGUUUGAGGUGAUUGACUCCUCCUACAUAUCUCUGUACACAGAUGAAUCAUCCUUGAAGAUGAACCACGUGGAGCACAUCCCGCAGUCUCUGGCCAGCCACAGUGGGAGCUACCUCUGGGAGGCACAGUGGGAUGAGCAUGGGGCUGACAUGCUCAAGUCUGACCCCAGGGAUACCUUCUUCCUCACCCCUGCGAUAGAGCCGUCCCGCGUGGAGAAUGUGCUGGUGCCCUGUGCCUACAGCCCCACCUACGUGGUGAAGGACUUCCCCAUCGCCCGCUACCAGGGCCUGCAAUUUGUCUACCUCUCGUUUGUGUACCCCAAUGACUUCACGCGCCUCACUCACAUGGAGACAGAGAACAAGUGCUUCUACAGAGAGUCCCCGUUCUACUUGGAGAAGUUCGGUUUUUAUAAGUACAUGAAGAUGGAUGAGGAGGACCCACGUCAGCGAGCAUUUCUCUUCCUCAACCCAGACAAUUUCCUCGAAGAUGAUGAGGAGGAUGAGGAUACUGUGGACAGCCCUGAGGCCACAGACCCACCUCCCAAAGCCAGGAAGAACCUCGAGCUAGCACCUGAAGCCCAAAGGAAAGAGAUUCUGCCAGUCACCAGAAAUUAUGGGGAUUACUUGGAUUACUACAGUUUCCACCGCAAGCAGAGUCAGGCACGGGAUGAGGUGGGCACGGGAAGGUGGAGCAUACCCCCUGCCACUCCCAGCCCUACAGCCACUCCUGUGGGUCCCCAUGGCAAUGGGAAUACAGAACCUGUGCAGGAGAGAGUCCGUGGGAGAAUGCUCCGAUGGUUACCCCAGGAGCCCAGUGAGGAGGAUGAGCUGGGGCUGCUGGUGUCCUCCAAGCGUACUGGGGCCCUCAGCCUCCAGUCUCACCUCCCUGUUCCCAUCUUUGGUGGCAAAGCCAAAACACCAGGUCCCAGCAAGUCCGUAGUAUCCAAGGAGGACAAAAAGACUCAGAAAGCCCAGGAGAAGGUGUAUGUGACCAGGCUGCAGCCAGGCAAACGCAAAGCCCCAGCCCAGGAGCCCGCCUUCCCCAGCAUCUUCCUUUACCCAAAGCUUCUGAAGAAAAUGCACCUUCGCUCCAGAACCCCUCAGAAGCAUCCCAUCACCUCCAGCAAGCUCCGAACUGCCCCUGGCCACCGGACCCCUUGGCUCUUGAGUAAUAUGUCCAAAGAGAGAGACACAGCCAGGAGGAAGACCAGCCGGGUGGGUGACAGGAGAUGGCAGCUGGUGAGCAAGCGGGAAGAACUGGGGGCUGAAGGGAUCUUCAGCAAGGAGACCCCCGAGGAUGUGACCUCUGCCCCGGGUAGGAUGGUGGUCACCACUGAUUACAACUCCUCUGAGGUGACUCGCUCGCAGGGGACACGGGUGACGUCCUUUCUGAAGACAUCAGAAAUAACAGCAUCCCAGCAGGAGGGAAAGGACCAGGAGGAAGAGGAGGUGUCAGACUACAGCUAUGAGACAGGGGAGCUGCCACAGAGCUGGUUGGAGGACUCCAUCAACUGGCAGAGGACGUUCAGUGUCAGCUCGGUGGACUUUGAGCUCCUGCGCUCUGACUGGAAUGACCUGCGCUGCAACGUCUCGGGCAACCUGCAGCUGAGCGAGAGCGAGGUGGUCGAUGUGGUGGCCCAAUACAUGGAGAAACUCAACGAGAAGAAUGGGGGCAUCUACACCCUCCUGAGGAUCAUCAAUGUGGAGAAGCGCCGUGACACGGCCCGGGGCAACCGUUACCUGCUGGAGCUGGAGUUGGCAGAACGGGGCCAGCGGACGGUGCGGCUCUCUGAGUAUGUCUAUGUCCUCUUGCACCAAGGCAAGCAGGACAACAGUGCUGAAGCCAACCCUGAGGGACCAGCCCUGGGGGCCACCGAUGCCCAGCCAAGCACCUGGAGCAUGCUCUAUGGGAAGCCCAUUCUGUGCCGGCCGCUGCAACUGAGCUGGAAGCAGGACAUCAUGGUGCACUUUGUGGUACCCGUGAAGAACCAAGCGCGCUGGGUCCAGCAGUUCAUCUCAGACAUGGUUGGCCUGUAUGACGUAACCAAGGAUGCCAACUUCAACGUUAUCCUGGUGGACUUUGACAGCGAUGACAUGGACGUCGAGAAAGCCCUGCAGGAUUCCCGGCUGCCUCGCUAUCAGUACCUACGGCGCACAGGGAACUUUGAGCGCUCAGCAGGGCUGCAGGCUGGCGUGGACAUGGUUGAGGAUGGGCACAGCAUUGUGUUCCUGUGUGACCUGCACAUCCAUUUCCCCCCCAACAUCCUGGACAGCAUCCGGAAGCACUGUGUGGAAGGGAAGCUGGCAUACGCACCUAUUGUCAUGAGGCUGAGCUGUGGCAGCUCCCCACGGGAGCCCAACGGUUACUGGGAGGUGAAUGGCUUUGGUCUCUUUGGCAUCUACAAGUCAGACUUUGACCGCGUUGGAGGGAUGAACACAGAGGAGUUCAGGGACCGCUGGGGUGGGGAGGACUGGGAACUCCUGGACAGGGUCCUUCAGAGCGGGCUGGAGGUGGAGCGCUUGCGUCUCAGGAACUUUUACCACUAUUACCACUCCAAGCGUGGCAUGUGGAACGCUCACAGCAAGAAGUCACCCAAGGACUAACACCCUGAGCCCAGACCACAGCCAGAGGUUGGCCACUGCUGGUGUCCUCCUGUCCCCAACUCUUGCUGGUGGCCAUCAGUGCCAGCACAGAGGGCACCGUUGCUGCCAGGGUCUCCAAAUGAACCAUGAUUACUUUGGGGUGGAAUUGGGGAGGGAGGGUGGGGCGAAAGUGGGAUGGUGGAUUUUUUCUUAAGGGUCUAAUUUCUUAGUCAGCAAUGAAUUUAUUAACUCGAUAGUGCCAGGCAGUGGGCGUCCUGCUGUUGGGAGAGCAAAGCCUUGAGGCUGGGGGCUAUGUCAUGCUGGUGAUGCUGGAGGGAGUAAAGGGGCACCUGAACUCGCAGCCAGCACUAGCUCAGUGUCCCCUGCACGGUGCCCAGUGCUGGAGGGCAGAGCCUUUGUGGGGGGGGCUGCUGGAACAGAUACCCUUGGGGUGGUGGGGGUUCCCCUCAGGGCUGCCUGUACCCUCUGUGGCAUCCCCAGAGCCAGGUGGUCACCUUGGAGGGGAGAAAGCUCUGCCCUGGCUGCUCUGGCUGAAGUGGGCAAGGGGCAGAGCCCCUUCCUGGCCCCCAUCAGCAGGGUGGGUUGGUGGGAGUGGGGGGGUUGAGGGGGGGAAAGGGCAGAGCCCAAAGCAGGUACAGGAGUGGGGCGAGCAAAUGAUGUUUCCAAGCUAAUUUCUGUGAAAUUAUGAGGUAGGAAGCUGUUUUCAGGAAGUUGUCUGUUUUCUUUUUGUUCUUUUAAUUGCUGUUGUUCUGUUGUUUUGGUUUUU
Messenger RNA from Coturnix japonica (Japanese quail), 5371 nucleotides. The record is from RefSeq and is a predicted model, not a curated record. Lineage: Eukaryota; Metazoa; Chordata; Aves; Galliformes; Phasianidae.